GCGUUAUCUCCCUUGCUCUGUUCACUUUCCACUACUAUUUCUUCUCCACAAAAACAAUAGAGAGAGAGAGAGAGAGAUACUCAAAACAGAAGCUUUUAGUAGAAUAUUGAGAGAGAUGGGAAAUUGCCAAGCCAUUGAUAAUGCAACACUGCUUAUACAACACCCUAGUGGCAGAGUUGACAAACUCUAUUGGCCAGUACCUGCUAACCAAAUCAUGAAAAUGAAUCCAGGCCAUUAUGUUGCUCUUCUUCUUACCACUACCACCUUGUGUCCGCCCACUAACCCCACCGCGACAGCCACCGCAAACAGAAAUAGCAGUGCAGGCAAAAAUACUGGUAACAUGCCAGUUCGUAUAACGCGGAUUAAGCUUCUCAAGCCGACGGAUACACUUGUUCUUGGUCAUGUUUACAGACUAAUUACUACUCAAGAGGUGAUGAAAGGGUUAUGGGCUAAGAAGUAUGCCAAGAAGCAGCAGCUACACUCCGGGGAGAAACAAGAUAAGUCAACUCAUGAGAAAAUUUCAACUUCACAGUCCAGGAAUGGUCAAAGAAGAUCUGAAGUGGACAACUCCAAACAGGUGAAGCAAGAAAAGCAUCGGAGCUCCACAGGUGCAAAACCCAAAACAUGGCAUCCCAAACUUCACAGCAUAUCUGAGUCUACAAACUGAGACUUUGAUUCUUCUAUUGGAUUUGUGUAUGAGAUUCUGGACUAGAAGAAGGAGAAACCAUAUUUCCACCAGAGAAAUAGAAAAAGGAAAUAAAAAAAAAAAAAAAGAUGGCUGGAGAUGGGUAGUUUUUCGUCAUAAAAUUAGAGCUAGCUAGCAGUCUAGCUAUGCAGAAUUAAUCACAUGUACAGCAGAUAUGAGAAAGGAACCCAAAAAAAAAAGAAAUUCACAUGGCUUACCUUUGUAAUCAUUUGGAUGCCUUCUUUUAUUGAAAAGAAUUGUAGGCUUUGUUGGAAUCACCAAAUUUUGUUACUUUGUCUGGACUCUAAUAGACUUCGAACGUUGAAUGAAA
Nicotiana tabacum (common tobacco) is the source of this 1016-nucleotide messenger RNA. RefSeq lists its product as uncharacterized. Lineage: Eukaryota; Viridiplantae; Streptophyta; Magnoliopsida; Solanales; Solanaceae. The record is from RefSeq and is a predicted model, not a curated record.